AUGGCCAUCAGACCGACUAAAGCCUCCGAUGCGGUAGCGUUGGAAGCUGCUCGCAACAUACAUGCACCUCGGGACCCGAACACCCUGUCCAACUACAAUGCUUGGCGGACGAAGCACACGACCGCCAACUUCACCAUCGACUUCGAUGCUAAGCGACUACUGGGCACUGUUCAACUAGAGCUCGAGAAGCUAGCAGAUGAGAGUAAAAUCGUCCUUGAUACUAGCCACCUGAACAUCGUCAGUGUUGACAUCGGUGAUGAAAAGGUCGACUGGGAUCUGUCGGCGAAGCGUGUAGAGCCAUAUGGCAGCCCUUUGACGAUAGAUCUGAACAAGAAGCAGCUUGAAGCAGCAUCGCCACGUCUCACAUUGCAGAUUGGCGUCCAGACAACCAAAGACUGCACAGCGCUACAAUGGUUGACUCCAGGCCAAACGAGCAACAAGAAGCAUCCCUACAUGUUUUCUCAGUGCCAAGCCAUCCAUGCGCGCUCCCUGCUACCCUGCCAGGACACACCGGAUGUGAAGUCAACAUACUCCUUCAACAUCAGGUCGCCCCUUCCCGUGUUGGCUUCUGGUCUUCCAGCUGGCGUGAAGGACUUCCAGCCUGGUGAGAAUGGCAAACCUGGCACACUUCUAUACAGCUACAACCAAGAGAUUCCUAUGGCUUCUUACCUCUUCGCGCUUGCUAGUGGUGAUCUUGCUUCGGCUUCUGUUGGACCACGUUCGACUGUCUGGACAGGCCCGGAAGAGCUCAAGGCCAGCCAGUGGGAGUUUGAGAAGGAUACCGAGGCGUUCAUUCAGACCGCGGAGAAGCUCGUGUAUCCCUACGCUUGGACUACAUACAACGUUCUGGUUCUUCCUCCUAGCUUUCCGUACGGCGGCAUGGAGAAUCCGGUGUAUACCUUCGCAACACCGACUCUGAUAUCCGGCGAUAGGCAGAACGUGGACGUCAUUGCUCACGAACUUGCCCACUCCUGGUCUGGUAAUCUCGUAAGCAAUGCUAGCUGGGAGCACUUCUGGCUGAAUGAAGGCUGGACUGUGUAUCUGGAGCGACGUCUCGUGGCCGAAAUCCACGGAGGUGACAAGCACCGCGACUUCUCUGCCAUCAUUGGCUGGAAAGCUCUCAGCGACAGUAUUGAUGGGUUCGGUGAAGAUCACGAGUUCACGAAACUCAUUCCGGAUCUGAAGGGCAAGGAUCCGGACGAUGCUUUCUCGAGCGUGCCGUACGAGAAGGGUUUCGUCUUCCUCUAUCACCUGGAGAAGUUGGUAGGGAAGGCCAAGUGGGAUAAGUUCAUUCCACACUACUUCACCGCUUUCAAGCAAAAGUCCGUGGACAGCUACGAGUUCAAAGCCACCCUGCUGGACUUCUUCGCCAACGACAACGAUGCAGCGAAGAAGCUCAAUGACGUGGACUGGGACAAGUGGUUCUACUCAGCCGGUUACCCACCCAAGCCCGACUUCGAUACCGAACUCGCCGACCAAUGCUACCAACUAGCAGACCAAUGGCAAGCGCUCAACUUAGGCAAAGCAAACUUCAAGCCCAGUAGCAAGGACAUCGAGAACUUCACAGCAAAUCAAAGCGUCGUCUUCCUCGAGAAAGUCCAGACCUUCGACAAGCCCCUUUCCCCAGAGCUCGUUGAUACCAUGGGCAAAGAGUACGGCUUCGCCAGCAGCAAGAACGUUGAGCUUGUGAGUCGCUAUCUAGUAGUAGGGCUUCAAGCUCGCGACCAGAGCGUGUAUGAGCCUACGGCCAAGCUGCUAGGUGAGGUUGGCAGGAUGAAGUUUGUGAGGCCGCUGUAUAAGGAGCUGAUUAAGUGUGAUCGGAAGCUGGCUGACAGUACUUUUGAGAGAUUGAAGGACUUUUAUCAUCCUAUUUGUAGAGGGAUGGUCGAGAAGAUGUUUGAGAAGACGAAGUAG
This is a messenger RNA of Fulvia fulva, 1914 nucleotides long. RefSeq names its product Leukotriene A-4 hydrolase. Gene Ontology annotation, cellular component: cytosol. Gene Ontology annotation, biological process: proteolysis. The coding region runs from base 1 to 1914 and encodes 637 amino acids. The record is from RefSeq and is a predicted model, not a curated record. Gene Ontology annotation, molecular function: metallopeptidase activity; aminopeptidase activity; zinc ion binding. NCBI's taxonomy places the organism in Eukaryota, Fungi, Ascomycota, Dothideomycetes, Mycosphaerellales, Mycosphaerellaceae. The transcript has 6 exons.